AUGCGAGGAAGUGAAUGGGAAGAAGAAGAGAUGGGUUGCCUGGGGGGAGGUAGGCCCGAGAAGGGGAAGUAUUGGGCCAAGGACCCGCGGGGCAAGGCUAUAGGUCUUAAGUCCGCCGUACUGGCUGUACCUGGCAGCCUCGCAGGCCUUGUCCCGCCACGUCCACUUAUCGGGCAUGACAGCACCACGCUAGACCCAUCGCGGGCUAGCCCCCACUCGGCUAAGUGCAGCUCGAGUGGAGCCGCCGGCCUGUGGGAAAUUCUUCCGCCGACCCAAUUCGAGCUUCACUUUUUCCGCUGGGAUAAGGGACACGGAGACGACGACAGCGACAGCGACAGCGACAGCGAUAGCGAUCCAGGGGAAACAAAGGCCGGACCAGCACAGCGACAGGUGGAAAGUCCAAGACCACAUGCAGGACUGCACAUAACCCACGAGCCUCUGGAAACUGCCCGCAACGACACGAGACUGCACACCGCCAUCAUGGGCGCGCUCAAGCCCGUCCUCAGACCGCAGGUCCUGCGACAAGCCUUCCUCACACAGCCCCUCGCGGCCGCGCGCCCGACGAUAGCGGCGGCCUUUGUGCCGGCCCGCCGGGCCUCGUCGACGUCGCAACCGGCGGUGCCGCAGAUCCCGGCGCCGACGGCGUUCUGCCCGGACGUGGCGACGUUCCUCAAGCUGAUCGGGCGGGGGCUGGGGGCGCACGCGUCCAAGUUCCCGUCGUGGGAGUCGCUGUUCUCGCUCGAGUCGGACCAGCUGCGCGAGCUGGGCAUCGAGCCGCCGCGGUCGCGCCGCUACCUGAUCCAGUGGCGGCAGCGCUUCCGGCGCGGCGAGUUCGGCGUCGGCGGCGAGUUCCGCCACGUCCAGGACGGCGUCGCCGAGCUGCGCGUCCUCGAGCACGACGCCACCAACCCGGCCAACCCCAAGAAGUACGUCGUCAACGUGCCGCUCGGCCAGAGCGUCGCCGAGACCAAGCCCGAGGACCUGAGCCGCGUCCAGGGGUACCGCGUGAACGGCGCCAAGACGAUCGUCGGGCCGCAUGCGCUGCCGCUCAAGAGUGGCGAGGGCGUCAGGGUGGCCGUCACCGAGGGCAUGUGGGAGGACAAGCGGGGCCGCAAGAUCGACGGUGGUGAGAGACGACGAACCGAGAUCAGAUACAAGAAGGGUGUCCAGGAGCGGCGAGAGGCGCGGGAGAGAGGCGAGCUCAGGUAG
Messenger RNA from Neoarthrinium moseri, 1209 nucleotides. RefSeq lists its product as uncharacterized. The transcript is spliced from 2 exons. Gene Ontology annotation, cellular component: mitochondrion. The coding region runs from base 1 to 1209 and encodes 402 amino acids. Lineage: Eukaryota; Fungi; Ascomycota; Sordariomycetes; Amphisphaeriales; Apiosporaceae. The record is from RefSeq and is a predicted model, not a curated record.